ACGUCGCACUGGAAUGUCUACGAAGUAAGAAUAUGCAGGAUUGAAUAGGCAACAAACAUGGAUAUGACAUUUCUUUUGAAAUGUCUUAUUGUUUACUGCAUAACUUUUAUUUUUGUGGAUCACUUGACCACAGGUCAACAAGACUCAUGCUCCGAUUGUACAAGGUUCGAAAUGAGGAAGGACUUGUCUUGUCAUGUAGUGUUAAAAUAUUUAAGAACAACAGAUGUGGCAACUUGCAUGAGGGAUUGCACGGACGAUUGUCACGGAUUGUUAUUCAAUGAACUUGAAAGAAAUUGUACUUUAUGCGCAUCGGUAAAAAUUGAAACUGGAAACCCUGACAAAAAGGCGACGGCGUUUGAAAAGGUCAAGAAAAAAUGUGGUUACCAGACUCCAUCUGAUUCUACGAAAACUUCGCAAAAAUUGUGCCCUCCGUUCGAGAACAAAAAGAACGGGAAAGUGGUUGGAGAAUCUCUGCUUGAAGGUGCCACUAAGAAUUUGACCUGCCACCCCGGAUACAGUCCUCGAGACAGAAAUAACGUUGUGAGCCAAUGUAAAAAUAGCCAAUGGACGAAAAUUACGGAGUGUGCUAUAGUGUGCCCUACUUUUGAGAACAUCAACAACGGGAAAGUUGAAGGAGACACUCUGUUCGAAGGUGCAACUAGAAAUUUGACUUGCAAUCCCGGAUACAGUCCCCGAGACAGCAAUGCUGUAUUGAGUCUUUGUCAAAAUGGCCAAUGGACAAAAAAAACGGAAUGUAUUAAAGACUGCCCUCCUUUUGAGAACAACAGCAAAGGGAACGUUACAGGAGACUCUCUGGUUGAAGGUGCAACUAGAAAUUUGACUUGCGACAUCGGAUACAGUCCCCGAGACGGCAAUAUCGUAGUCAGCCGAUGUCAAAAUGCUCAUUGGACAUCCAUAACGGAAUGUGUUAGAGUCUGCCCUCCUUUUGAGAACAACAGCAAAGGGAACGUUACAGGGGACUCUCUGUUUGAAGGUGCAACUAGAAAUUUGACUUGCGACACCGGAUACAGUCCUCGAGACGACACUAUCGUAGUCAGCCAAUGUCAAAAUGGUCAUUGGACGAAUAUAACGGAAUGUGUUAAAGUCUGCCCUCCUUUUGAGAACAACAGCAAAGGGAACGUUACAGGAGACUCUCUGUUUGAAGGUGCAACUAGAAAUUUGACUUGCGACGCCGGAUACAGUCCCCGAGACGACCAUAUCAUAGUCAGCCAAUGUCAAAAUGGUCAUUGGACGAAUAUAACGGAAUGUGUUAAAGUCUGCCCUCCUUUUGAGAACAACAGCAAAGGGAACGUUACAGGAGACUCUCUGUUUGAAGGUGCAACUAGAAAUUUGACUUGCGACGCCGGAUACAGUCCCCGAGACGACAAAAUCCUAGUCAGCCGAUGUCAAAAUGGUCACUGGACGAAUAUAACGGAAUGUGUUCAAGUGAAAGACUGCACCGAGCUACUAAACAGAGAUUCCACAAAGCUAAGCGGUGUGUACACCAUCAUCACCCCUGUCACUCACACCAAGGUACAGGUGUUCUGCGACAUGGAGAAGGAUGGGGGAGGCUGGACGGUCUUUCAAAAGCGGUUUGAUGGCAGUGAAGAUUUUUAUCGGAACUUUAAUGACUAUGAAAAGGGCUUCGGAACUGUUUACGCAGAACACUGGCUGGGUCUUAAAUACAUUUACGAGAUGACAUCGCUUGGUUCCUACCAACUCCGUGUGGACAUUGUACGUUCGAACGGAAGCAAGGGAUACGAUGUGUACGGGGGCUUUAGUCUUCAGCCUGGAACGAACUACACACUAAACGUUGGGUCGCGUGUACGGUCAAAUGGUCGUAAGUGAUUUAAUCGUUGAGUUUAUUCUUGUUUCAAUGACUUUGUCUUACCCAACAUUUUACCUACUUAAUAUCCAAUCAUAUGUCUUUUAAAAUGCCAAGAAUGAAUACUUGUGCAUAGUUACAGUUGAAUGAGCAACUUUAAAUUAAAUACUUGACUUAUAUUCAAGAAGGAGAAUUUAAGCUGGUAUAAUUGCUGUAUUGACGUACGUCAUUAAUGAAGCACCUUUAAUUAGCAAUGUGGUUCUCGUUCUCGACAAUCCGUCUAAUAAAGAUUUAUUUUUUAACCAAGUCGUUUUAACAUUGUUUAAUUUCGCAAUAAUUUUAUUCCCUACGCCUCGUCCGAUUAUAUGAUUAAGUUCAAACUCGAACACAACAAACCGCUUUAAAGACAAUGCUCGAGCAAAAUGCGGCAUAUAUAUGUUGCACACAUAGUGCCCGUCCUUCUAAACGAAUCACGAAACAUGUCUGGUCAAUCGUAAUGAGAAACACAAUACAAAAUAUAUAUAAACAUAUCAAUCGGUUUAGACAUUAAAACCGUAAUGUAACAAGAUACUUCCUUUAUUUA
Molecule: messenger RNA, 2408 nt
Organism: Dreissena polymorpha
Lineage: Eukaryota; Metazoa; Mollusca; Bivalvia; Myida; Dreissenidae
Product: ryncolin-2-like
Exons: 12
Coding region: 58-1848 (596 amino acids)
Source: RefSeq, a predicted model, not a curated record